UGACAAUUUGGAGCCAUACUUUUCUCUUUCUUAUUCCAAAAAAGAAAAAUGGCCGGACCCUGCACAAUCAAAUUCCUUGACCAUAGCAAUGCUUCUCCACCGCCGGGCUCUGUGCCCAAUACCUCGCUUCCCCUCACUUUCUUUGACGUCCCAUGGCUUGUUUGCCGUCCCAUGCAACGCCUCUUCUUCUACGAAUUCCCUUACUCUACUCUCCAUUUCACGCAGACCAUCCUCCCCUCGCUCAGAGCAUCUCUUUCUCACGCUCUCCAAACCUUUUACCCUUUCGCUGCCAAACUCAUAUGCCCUCCCUCACCCCACAAGCCCUAUAUCCUGUACACAGAUGGUGAUUGCGUCUCUUUCACCGUUGCUGAGUCUUCCGCUGAUUUCGAUCGAACCGUAGCCUACCUUACUCGAGAUGUGAAGGAGCUACACCCUUUUGUCCCACAGCUGCAGCCCGCACGUCUGCUGAACAACACACGUGUUGUGCCUCUUCUGGCCGUGCAAGUCACAGUGUUUCCGAACUCGGGAAUAUGCAUUGGAGCGACGUUUUGCCAUGUGGCAGCAGAUGGAAGGUCAUUCAAUCAUUUCAUGAAAGCUUGGGCGUCCAUUUUGAGGUCCGGUGGCAACUCGGCAGCCUGUCUUGGGAAGUCAGUGCCGUUUUUGGACAGGAAUGUGAUCAGGGAAAAGGACUCUCGUGGGCUUGAGUCCAUUCUCAUGACUGAAUGGUGGAGUUGGGCUUCGGAUUGGGUGGAGGACAAGGUACCGGCCCACGGCAUUCUUGCAAACAAGGUUCGAGCCACAAUUGUAAUGGGCCGGGGUGACAUCGACAGGGUAAAACGUCGUGUCUUGAUUCGGUGCCCGAAGCAAAGUGAAUCGGAGCAGCUGCGCGCAUCAACAUUCGUGGUAUCAUGUGCUAUCGUGUGGACUUGUUUGAUAAAAGCCCAAGAGCUUUGCGGCAACAAAAAACAUGAAGAUGACGAAUGUCAUUACUUCUGCUUUGUGGCAGACUGUCGAAACCGCCCUGAAUUUGCAAUACCAGAUACAUACUUGGGCAACUGUCUAUCAAUAUGCUUUGUACGAAUGAAGAGGAGUGAACUGCUGGGAGAGAAUGGGGUGGUAGCGGCUACAAAAGCCAUUGGAAACAGAGUAUGGGAAUUUGAAAAAGGGGCAUUGAGAGAAGCAGAGAAGUGGUUAACUAAUUGGAAGGAAAUAUCUGAAACGGGUCAUCUUGUCACGGUCUCUGGCUCCCCCAAGUUGCGUGCUUACGAGACAGAUUUUGGGUGGGGAAAACCAAAGAAGACCGAAGUGGUUCAGAUUGAUGUUUCGGGAGCUAUAUAUCUUGGUGACAGUAGAGACGAGGAAGGAGGUAUUGAGAUCGGUUUGGCACUUAACAGGGAUGAAAUGGAGGCAUUCCACGGCUUCUUUGAACAAGGCUUGAAGACAAUUUAAUUAGUUUCCAGGCUCAUUCCAAUUUCAUGCGUACUUGAAAUUGUAUUAGACAUUAGAAUGAAAAUAUGGAAAUAAUUUACUUUGAUAUUAUUGUAAAUAGUUAGCCUUUUUGUGUAUAGUUUUGGUCUUUUCCUUUCUACUCUUCUAGAACAAUUUUA
Messenger RNA from Theobroma umbraticum, 1607 nucleotides. NCBI's taxonomy places the organism in Eukaryota, Viridiplantae, Streptophyta, Magnoliopsida, Malvales, Malvaceae. The record is from RefSeq and is a predicted model, not a curated record.